Molecule: messenger RNA, 1713 nt
Organism: Histoplasma mississippiense
Lineage: Eukaryota; Fungi; Ascomycota; Eurotiomycetes; Onygenales; Ajellomycetaceae
Exons: 2
Coding region: 1-1713 (570 amino acids)
Biological process (GO): protein neddylation
Cellular component (GO): cytoplasm
Molecular function (GO): NEDD8 activating enzyme activity
Source: RefSeq, a predicted model, not a curated record
AUGACUGAAUCUUUCCCUACAGCCUUUGCGGGGCCAACGUCAAAGGAGCGUAAAUACGACCGCCAGCUUCGAUUAUGGGCUGCCAGUGGCCAACAAGCGCUUGAACGCUCCAAAAUUCUUUUGAUCAACUCAGAUGGCCCUCUAGAUAACAGGAACCCGGCUGUUUCUGGUGUUGUUGGCGUCGAGACACUGAAGAACCUCGUGCUGCCUGGCAUUGGCGGCUUCACGAUCGUUGACCCGGCCAUAAUUACCGAGUCGGACCUAGGGGUAAACUUUUUCCUAGAUGAGUCGGGUCUGGGGAAACCAAGAGCACAGGAAACAUGCAAACAUCUCCAGGAGCUGAACCCCGAUGUCAAGGGAGAUUUUUUGAAUGAGCCCAUUGAGGAACUUCUAAACGGGGAAAACUUUCUCCAGCCGUAUGCAAUCAUAAUAAUUACAGGGCCAAUGAGACAUUCUUUGCUUAAGAUCAUUUCAUCUGCCGCUAAACAAUUCUCGAUUCCUCUAAUAUAUACCCACUCGGUCGGAUUCUACUCUGCAUUUUCGCUCCAACUUCCCUCGGUAUAUCCUAUCGUCGAAACACACCCAGAUCCAAACUCCGUCGAGGAUCUGCGCUUGGCCAACCCUUUUCCUGAAUUAGUAGCAGCCACGGCAAAGAUAGCAGAUUUAGAUAGCCUCGAUGACCACGAACAUGGCCAUGUGCCAUAUCUAUUGCUACUGCUUCACUUCCUCGAGAAGUGGAAGGCGACACACGACGGAAACCCACCGCUAAGUUUUAAAGAAAAAUCAGCGUUCCGAGAGAUGAUUCGAAAUGGGGCGCGGACGAAUAAUGCUACAGGGGGGGAGGAAAACUUUGACGAAGCAGUAGCUGCUGUAUUAAAAAGUGUAAAUCCGUGGUCGCUGAAAAGCAACGUCAGGGAACUAUUUGAGAUGGAGGAGUGUAACAACCUCGACUCGACCUCUGAAAAUUUCUGGGUAAUUGCGUCCGCCAUUAAAUCCUUCUAUACUACCCAUGGUGUCCUCCCGCUCCCCGGCUCACUCCCGGAUAUGAAAGCCCAAUCUGCAGAUUACAUAUUUCUGCAGAACAUCUACAAGUCAAAAGCACGGAAAGAUCUUGCGGAAGUUGUCGUUGGCGUUCGAGCUCUUGAGACCCAGCUUCGGGUACAAUCACUACAACCUCCGAUUUCAGAGAAGGAAAUCGAGACUUUUUGCAAGCAUGCCUCUAGCGUAAAGGUCAUCCGCGGCAGCGAUAUCCCCAUCCUGGACUUGCAUACGGACCCCGCUACCCUCAAAACCAUCCGCAAUAGCCUCGAAAUCCCGGACUCCCUUAUUCAUAUUUUCCUCACCUUUCAAAUUGUCGAUACUCUCGUCACCGAUUACCGAGAAUCAGCCGCAGAAACACAAGUUGAACCAUCACACUCUUCGUUUCCGUCUUUCCUCGACCAACCUGAUUACUGGUCUGCCGCGCAAGACAAACUUCUAGCCCUUGUGCAGACUGAUGGCCGUUCUCUCGAUGACGAUGCCAAGUUGCACCUCGCAAAUGCUGUGCAGGAGACGCAGCGUGCGGGCGUUGGUGAGCUGCAUACCAUCUCCUCCCUGACUGGUGGUAUGGUGGCACAGGAGGCGCUGAAAGUGUUGACGAGACAGUAUGUGCCUCUGGAUAAUACGUGUAUCUUUGAUGGGAUUAGAAGUCGGGCGGAGAUGUUUAGGUUGUAA